Molecule: messenger RNA, 603 nt
Organism: Arabis nemorensis
Lineage: Eukaryota; Viridiplantae; Streptophyta; Magnoliopsida; Brassicales; Brassicaceae
Source: the annotation of a GenBank genome assembly
AUGAACAACAGCAACUCUAUAGCGGACCAGUGGUUACAACACCAAAGUCAAGAGAUAACUCCGUGCUUCAACGCCAAUAACAUGACCUCAUCAUCAGGAUCUACCCUCGAAAACGGUGGUGCCGCGGCGUAUGAAGCCGGCGGAAGGAGAUCUAGGGCUUCUAGGAGAGCCAUACCAACAACUCUCUUAAACGCAAACCCUAGCAACUUCCGAGCUCUAGUUCAAAAGUUCACCGGACGUUCUGCGGGUGGUGAAUCCAACCGUAGAAAAGGUCCGGUGACUUUGGACUUUGGAUCUCCUACUACAGUCUCUAAAGAAGCAAUCUUUCCAGUAUCCUGCGACCGAAGUCAUCAUGAUCCUGCGUUUAACCGGCACGUGAGUAACGAACAGCAUCACGUGACUUGGUCAGGUUCGGAUCAAGCAACUACGUCAUAUCAGUUAAUCGAUGAAAGUAGCUCGGCGUUUGAGCAAGAUCAUGGUCUUUUAAGGGAAUAUUCUGAGAAUAGUAGUUUUGAUGGUUUGGAACAAAUGGAUUAUUAUCAUGAUUUUCAUCGUGAGACGGCAACUUUGGAGGAGUUUAUGAUGAGAGAUCUUGAUUUAUAA